Messenger RNA from Pipistrellus nathusii (Nathusius's pipistrelle), 312 nucleotides. The record is from the annotation of a GenBank genome assembly. Lineage: Eukaryota; Metazoa; Chordata; Mammalia; Chiroptera; Vespertilionidae.
AUGCUGCGGGGCCGGAUCCUCGUGGGACACUCGCUGCACAACGACUUGAAGGUCCUCUUCCUUGAUCACCCGAGAAAGAAGGUUCGGGACACACAGAAAUACAAGCCUUCCCAGCGGCAGGUGCAGAGCGGAAGGCCGUCUCUGAAGCUGCUGGCCGAGAGGGUCCUGGGCGUGCGGGUGCAGCAGGCGGAGCACUGCUCGAUCCAGGAUGCCCAGGCCGCAAUGAGGCUCUGCGUCACGGUGAAGAAGGAGUGGGAGCGCGCGGUCCAGGACAGGCGCCCCGCCACGGCCGCCGCUCCAGACGACGCGUAG